Molecule: messenger RNA, 451 nt
Organism: Bactrocera tryoni
Lineage: Eukaryota; Metazoa; Arthropoda; Insecta; Diptera; Tephritidae
Product: cytochrome c oxidase assembly factor 6 homolog
Exons: 1
Coding region: 94-375 (93 amino acids)
Biological process (GO): respiratory chain complex IV assembly
Cellular component (GO): mitochondrion; respiratory chain complex IV
Source: RefSeq, a predicted model, not a curated record
AGUUGUUAGGUUAUGUCACUGCCGAUUGCGUUUAUAGACGAGCUAAAUUUAAUUCAUACUAUUUUCUAAUAAAACCAUAAAAAUUAAAGAACAAUGAGUUUUCCCACCAAGGAGGAACGUACGCGUUGUUGGGCGUCACGCGAUGAAUACUGGGAAUGCUUGAAUGAGAACGCUCCAAAACACAGUUCCACAAGUGGUGAAAAGGUGCCGGAUGUUUGUCAAAAGUUGCGCAAAGCUUUCGAAGGAUCCUGUCCUCGCCAAUGGGUGAAACAUUUUGAUCGCAAACGUACAUACGAACAAUUUAAGGAACGCAUGGAAAAAGGAUAUGACCCACUAGAGGAGAAAACCAAAGCAACAGCACAAAAACAGUCAUAGUUCUUAGUUAAAUUUAAUUUACGCUUGCUAAUGUUAAACUAAAUAAAAGUUCUCACUUAAAUUGUGUAUAUAUAAA